AUGAGUCAGUCCGCCCGCGGGCCAAUCCAGGCCGCCUCAGCGUCGUCCUCGACCACGCCACGGCCUGGAGGCAUGAACAGUAAAACACUUGGGACGUCGUCGACUGCAGUAUCUCCUGCUUCCUACCAACACGCACCUGCCUCCACAGCCGACGACUUGCAGUCGGUGUUUGCGAAAUAUGACAAGGCGAACGACGGCACUGUUCUGCUCGACGAAAUACCGAAUCUGCUCGUGGAUUUAGGCCGGGAUGUGACGAAAGCGCACGAGGUGGUGAAAUAUCUGAAGGAAGUGCAGGGAGGAGGUCCUGUGAGCAGCGCGACAAUAGGAAAUGCAAGUAGUUGUAACCCCUAUCCGGCGUCCAGCAUGAUCUCCCCCAAUACAAAGUCGUCCUCCAGUACCUCACCAGUUAGACACACGGAGAACGAAACUCUUGCCGGCACCAAAGCCGGGUUUGAGGAUGUGAUCGCGGCUUUAAAAAACGUGGAGCAAAAAGGCGGAUUCGAGAAAAUCACCACGCCGCUGGCAUUGAUGCGGAGGUUAGAGCAGUACCGGAAACAGUGCGAACUGAAGGGGGAUUAUGGGGAAGCAAGAAAAGCGAGAACAAAAUACGACGAAUUAAGGUACUACUUUUUGCAGUGCUGUGUGACGAGUGGGCAGUGUGCAGUCGGGGAUUUUUGUCACUAUCCAAAGAAUGACAUUUUCUUCUCUUGAAUUUGUAUUAUUGUACUGCGCAGCAUUUUUACAACAUGGACGUUCAUCGACAUUAUUUCUCAGGUUUAAGGAAACGGUGCGGCAGCGGCGGUUGAUCGAGCAGGCCCAGGUCCACGAAAUGAGUGAGGUAGAGGCGGCACAGAAACAGCAGCUAAUGGAGUUCUCAGCGGCAUGGGAUAGGUACUUUCUUAAUAUUUCAGGUUCUCGUGGUCCUUUGAGACUUUGGAAUACUACUCCUAUCGCAAGAAAAAUAUGUAGUUUUUGUCCGGGGGACGCGAAAAAUAUAGACGAAAGUAAGUACUAGAAAUUUGCUUCCUGCAUGUGCUGUCACUGUCAUCCUACCUCGAUCACCAACCUUGUGCUCAGGUACAUGGCCGACUACGAAUCCACCGCUUACAUGUCACUGGAAAAGCUGAAGGAGCAGCAUGCCCAGCAGUUUGGGCAGUUGACAGAAAACAUGGAGACCCAGCCGCGCGUGUGCAAGUUUUCGCCGGAUUUACUGGAACUGCGGAGGAGACAGAAGGCGCUGGGAAAGCAAGGGCAGUACGAAGAGGCCGCGAAAGUUAAGGACCAGGCCGAUAGACUGGAGAAAUGGGAGAUAGCGAAGUAUCAGUUUUUGAUUGACACUGUGAUUUUUCGUAUUUUUGUACGUUGAUGAAGCUCGUCGUCCUGAGGUUCAUUCUUGGAGACGCUGGUGGCGAGCAGCUUUUUUUGGUGCGCGGCGCGCCGUUCUUUAAGUAUACCACCAUGAUAAAAAAAACCAACAGGUACGCCUCGCAAUCCGUAGACCAGGUGCAGAGGCUAGAGCAGCGCCUCCGGGCCCAGCAGAACAAGGCGUUGAAUGCCCUCCUGAAGCGGAUCCAGCGGGACCGCGCGGAGCAGCUCCGGCAAAGAGGAAUAGACAGUCGAAGGCUGUGUCAGCGGAAUAAGAAUUUGCGGAUGGACCUGGAAAAGAAGCAGCAUUUUGAGUUCAUCCGGGCCGACGCAGCGAUCAAAGCGAUCUUAGGGAACGCCGAACAAGCAGAAAAAUUGCUGCAGGCACAGGAUAGUGCGUUUUUGGAGAAGAUAGGCAUCGUGAAUGGGAAAUUGAUGGAGUGAUAGUACUUAAGUAGAUAGUAGUGCACGUUUUUCCCUGAUGUUGUUGUGAAACUGAGGUUAUCUGCCUUUGCACAACGUCAAAGAGCUGCCUACAGAAUGCAAUCGAAUCUUCAAAAUUCGAGAAUGAAAACGUCUAUGCUGAACACGCUUUGAAGUCGUGUCGCUUCUGCUACACUUGUUAAAUCUGAAAACAUUCAAAACUACACUUAUAUAUCAUUAUCUACUUUUUGCAAAAGGGUUGUCUCGAUUGUCAGUGAAAUAGGCACAUUCUGAGUGGAUCAGGAGGAACAGCUGAAUCUCACACAAACGCAAAGUCCCUGUACAGGUUUGAUUGUAAAAAUCAUACAGAACUACAACAAUAGGCGCAAAAAUUAAG
Molecule: messenger RNA, 2185 nt
Organism: Amoebophrya sp. A120
Lineage: Eukaryota; Dinophyceae; Syndiniales; Amoebophryaceae
Source: the annotation of a GenBank genome assembly